This is a messenger RNA of Aspergillus viridinutans, 540 nucleotides long. RefSeq lists its product as uncharacterized. The coding region runs from base 1 to 540 and encodes 179 amino acids. Lineage: Eukaryota; Fungi; Ascomycota; Eurotiomycetes; Eurotiales; Aspergillaceae. The transcript has 2 exons. The record is from RefSeq and is a predicted model, not a curated record.
AUGGCGACGGCAGCACGUUCCACAUGUCUCGAUGAUGGGGCUGAUGAGGAUGCGGCUGACCUGGCAGAGGCCGAGGUCAUCCAGCAAGCUGCAGAGGAUUGUCUCCACUGCAUGCUUAGCCAGCCAGCUAGUCAGCUAGGGGUGCAGGCCCUGGAUGACCUCAGCCUGCCACAGCAAGAUCUUGAUUGCAUGAAAUACAAAUCCGCUGAGUAUGUGAUCUUGGACUUGGAGGUUGGGUCUGGUAUUGAUGAUGAGGAAGGCGGCGGGAGCGAGUCUGAUGGCCAGUCCGACGGUGGAGACAGUCCCGGCCCUGGUGGCAGGGGUCGUGGGUCUGGCGCUCAGGACGAUGGCAGUGAUGGCAAUGAUGGCAACGGCUCGGAUGACCACGGUAACAGUGGUCGUGAGCCUCGUGCCUUGCUACUGGUGUCUCUAAGUGCCCGCAUACCGCGCAACGGGUGUGCUCCCUGCCUGCUCGGGCUAUUCUUUGGCAGGUGGAAGUACCAUCAUACUGUGCUUCGCUCAGUCGACUGGUGUGGCUAG